This is a messenger RNA of Mycena indigotica, 258 nucleotides long. RefSeq lists its product as uncharacterized. The coding region runs from base 1 to 258 and encodes 85 amino acids. The record is from RefSeq and is a predicted model, not a curated record. Lineage: Eukaryota; Fungi; Basidiomycota; Agaricomycetes; Agaricales; Mycenaceae. The transcript has 2 exons.
AUGUCUGACACUGGUCGCCAAUCUUUCACUGACAAGGCCGGCGCUGCUUUGAAGCCCGAUAGCCAGAAGACGACCACCGAGCAGUUUGGCGAUGCCGUCAAGGGCAAGACCGACUCGCUCGCUUCCACCCUGCAACCCAACUCCGAGAAGAGCACUUCCCAGAAAGCUGGUGACACCUUCUCAUCCAACCAGAACCACACCGACGAGAGCCUCCUUCAGAAGGCCAAGAACGCGGUCGGAAUGGGUGAUAAGCACUAG